This is a messenger RNA of Megalobrama amblycephala (Wuchang bream), 2464 nucleotides long. RefSeq names its product solute carrier family 35 member F4 (gene slc35f4). Gene Ontology annotation, cellular component: membrane. Bases 489 to 1736 code for a protein of 415 amino acids. The record is from RefSeq and is a predicted model, not a curated record. Lineage: Eukaryota; Metazoa; Chordata; Actinopteri; Cypriniformes; Xenocyprididae. The transcript is spliced from 7 exons.
AGGGUUGAAAGAGAAAAAGGGGAAAGGGGCCAAUGCAGCAUAAUUAGCCCGAGCUGCUUGGUUACCUUCCAAACACAGCAAAGGAUACUCUGAGCAGGAGAAGAGGCGGGGACAGAGAGAGAGAGAGAGAGAUAUGAAGGGGAUGAUUGCAUUCCACACACACUUGAAGCUCAGUCUCCCUAGGAGACGCAGGAUAGCAGCAUGACACUGCAACAGCUACACUAGAGCAAAACUGUGCGAUUUUUUGUGCCACACUGAGAGUGUGUGAGAGCCAGAGAGAAAGAGAAGUUUGCCAGUUAGCAGAGAGAGAAAAGUAACAGCAGGAGAACAGCAAAGUAAAAGAUAUCAAGAGGAACAAGAAAGAGACUGUGGGAGUGACAGGAGAGAUGCGCGUGGGGAUGAAGUGGGUUUGUCGGAGGAGUUGAGCCGUGCCGCUCACACGCACACACACGCACACACACUUCCAAAAGCUCAGGAAGGAGGAGAGAAUGAAGAAACACUCGGCCCGAGUGGCCCCUCUCAGCUCCUAUAGCGCCCAGGUGCUCACCUGCCCCAUCUCUGAAGGAGGGGAGGGCUCAGAUUCGCAUGCAGAGACUCCAGGCAGUGAAACAAGUGGAGAUGGCACUGCAUAUCAGACCUGCGCCAACACAGUGCUCAAGGUGCUGGGGGGCUUGCUGGUGGUGCUGUGCAUCUCCUCGUCAUGGGUGGGCACCACACAAGUGGUUCAGCUCACGUUCAAAUCCUUUUCCUGUCCCUUUUUCAUCACAUGGUUCAGCACCAACUGGAACAUUCUCUUCUUCCCCCUCUACUACUCUGGGCACGUGGCCACCACCAGAGAAAAACAGACGCCUAUUCAGAAAUUCAGGGAAUGUAGUCGGUUGUUUGGGGAGGAUGGAAUGUCUCUGAAGGUGUUUCUGAAGAGAACGGCACCUUUCUCCAUCUUGUGGACGCUGACUAACUACCUGUACCUGUUAGCACUGAGAAAACUAACCGCCACAGACGUCUCAGCGCUCUACUGCUGCCACAAGGCUUUCGUCUUCCUCUUGUCAUGGAUUGUUCUCAAAGAUCGCUUCAUGGGUGUGCGGAUUGUGGCUGCCAUUAUGGCUAUCACAGGCAUUGUGAUGAUGGCGUAUGCUGAUGGUUUCCAUGGGGAUUCGUUUAUGGGUGUGGCCUUAGCAGUCGGCUCCGCCUCCACUUCUGCUCUCUACAAGGUGCUGUUUAAGAUGUUCCUCGGCAGCGCCAAUUUGGGAGAGGCUGCUCAUUUCUUCUCCACGAUGGGCAUUUUCAAUCUCAUCUUCAUCUCCUGUGUUCCCCUCAUCCUGUACUUUACCAAAGUGGAGCACUGGGGUUCCCUCUCGUCUUUGCCCUGGGGUUACCUCUGCGGGGUAGCCGGCCUUUGGCUAGUAUUUAACAUCCUGGUCAAUGUAGGAGUGGUACUCACAUAUCCUAUUCUCAUAUCCAUCGGGACGUUACUCAGUGUUCCAGGCAAUGCAGCCAUUGACGUGCUGAAGCAUGAGGUCAUCUUCAGCGUGGUGCGUCUGGCUGCCACCUGCAUCAUCUGCCUGGGCUUCCUGCUGCUGCUGCUCCCCGAGGAGUGGGACACGGUCACCCUGCGCUUCCUCACCACCCUGGCCGACAAGAAGACAGAGGAGCAUGGCGAGGAGCUCACAGAAUCCAGCGUCCACACGCGCAGCCGGAGUAGAGCCAACGGAGCCGUAUCCAUCCCGAUGGCAUGACCUUUGACCUGUGAAUGAGUAGCCAGCGAUCAGCAUUGAUCCAUCAUGUGGCAGCCUUUGAGAAAAUAAAAAAAAAGAACAGUUUGAUUGUAUUUAGGGUUUUGGAAAGAAGACAAAAGAGAUUAAGCAAAGUGAAGAGGAAGGAAGGUACACUGCCCUGCCAAAAAAUAAAUAAAAGUCACUGUUUGGAUUUAAAUAGGCAAAUCCUUAAGAGUCUAUGAUAGGAUUAUUAUUUCAGUGAUUAUUAUGUUUCUAGCAUGUUAUGUUUGGCAACAGUUCUUCUAACUCUAACUGAUGGAGUGUGUAGCUUUUCAUUUCUUAAACAACCAUGUCGGAAGAACAACAAUGUCAAGAUUUAUCAGGCUCAAAUUGUGAAAGAAUUGUUGGGAGGGAGCUUGAAGAAUCAUUUUCACUCAUGAAUUGGCCCCUCUGAAUCCAGACCUCAAAUUCAUUGAAAGUCUUUGGGAUGUGCUGGAGAAGGACUUUAUAGAGUGCUCACCUCUUGCAUUGUCAAUACAAGAUCUUGAUGCACCUCUUGAUGGAAAUAAAGGGUUGUGAUGUUAUUUCCAUCAAGAGGUACAUCACGUUUUUGGUUGGGAGCCCCCUUGGUCAAGAUCUUUCACAAUUUGAACCUGAUGAAUCUUGAUAUUGUCAUCCUGGAAUAUGGCCAUGAUGUGUCUUCCUUACAUGGUUGUUUAGGAAAUGAAAAGCUACACACUCCAUCUAUU